GUCGUACUCCCACGGCGAUAACAGUCUUGCGCGUUGUUAGCGAUGGCUAAUAUUGAGACUCAGAUUGCUAUUGACGGUGACGAGACCGACUCGGCCUACAAUGACGAGGACAUCGCGUCCGAUACCACGUCGCUGAAGUCUGCUAUCGUCAACUACAAAUACCGCAACGGUCGUCGAUACCAUGCGUACAAGGAAGGCUCAUACUGGGGUCCGAAUGACGAAACGCAAGCGGAUCAGCUGGAUAUUUUUCACCAUAUCUCCCUCCUCUUGCUGGACGGCGAGUUGAAUAAGGCGCCAAUAUCGAAGAAUCCAACAAAAGUCUUGGAUGUAGGGACUGGCACCGGGAUCUGGGCUAUCGAGUUCGCGGACAAGUUCCCAUCUGCCGAGGUGAUUGGGACCGAUCUCAGCCCCACUCAGCCUUCCCUCGUGCCCCCAAACCUCCGAUUCGAAGUCGACGACUUCACCGAACCAUGGGUGUUCCGCAGGAACAGCUUCGAUUUCAUCCACGCGCGAUGUUUAUACGGCUGCGUCGCCGACUGGUCGGCCUUUUACAAAGAAGCCCUAGACCACCUCCAACCCGGCGGUUAUUUUGAACAACUCGAAAUGUCCGUCUGGGUCAAAUCCGAUGACGGUUCUGUUACGCCCGACUCGAUCUUCGAUCAAUGGGGCAAAAUCUCGCUCACGCUUGGCGAGAAAUUCGGAAAAUCGCUACAGACAGUCGACGAAUCAAAAGCCGGGAUAGAGGCAGCCGGAUUCAUCAACGUCGUAGAGCGCCGUUGGAAGCUCCCUGUUGGUGGCUGGGCGGCAGAUAAGCAGUUCAAGGAGAUUGGCCAGUAUAAUCGGAUACACUGGGAGCAAGGAAUCGAAGGAUGGUGUAUAUAUUUACUAACUUCACUGCUAAAGUGGAGUCUUGAUGAUGUACACGUAUACCUGGCCAAAAUGAGGCAGGCAUUACGGGAUCGCAGCAUUCAUGCCUAUCAGGAAGUGUAGGUAAUGAGACUAGAUUUAGCGGAGUUCGAGCUAACUAGUGGCUAGAUCGUUGGUUUAUGGACAGAAGCCGCCAAGUCCCCGG
Messenger RNA from Cucurbitaria berberidis CBS 394.84, 1072 nucleotides. RefSeq names its product S-adenosyl-L-methionine-dependent methyltransferase. The transcript has 10 exons. The record is from RefSeq and is a predicted model, not a curated record. NCBI's taxonomy places the organism in Eukaryota, Fungi, Ascomycota, Dothideomycetes, Pleosporales, Cucurbitariaceae. The coding region runs from base 43 to 990 and encodes 315 amino acids. Gene Ontology annotation, molecular function: methyltransferase activity.